AUGCUACUGGGAUCAUCUUUGAAGUUCCUUCUCAUGAUCGUUUGCUACAAAAGAGGAACAACUUCUUCGAAGACUCUCGCAAUGGACAUGCGAAACGACAUCAUUACGUCAGUAGUCGCCAUCAGCUGUGCUACAAUCGGCUAUUAUUACUGGGCAUAUGCGGAUCCAGUCGGUGCCAUAGUAGUUUGUGGAUCUAUUGCGUUUUCAUGGUUCAACAAUGCUCUUGGAUAUGUUCCAAUACUCGUCGGUGUUCGCGGUGAGAGAGAUGAGCUCAGCAGAAUCCUCAAAAUCGUUAUUGAACAUGACGAACGAAUAAGGUGUAUCGACCACGUAAUGGUGUAUCACACUGGCCCCCAAGCCACAGUCGAGAUACAUAUAGUUUUGGACGAGAAUCUUCCCCUGAAGAUUACACACGACAUCUGUCAUCCGUUGGAGAAGAAACUACUGAAGCUCGACUUUAUUGAACGCGCAUUCGUUCAUUGUGACUAUGACUGUGAUGGAGACUAG
Cooperia oncophora is the source of this 507-nucleotide messenger RNA. Lineage: Eukaryota; Metazoa; Nematoda; Chromadorea; Rhabditida; Trichostrongylidae. The record is from the annotation of a GenBank genome assembly.